AAAAAAUCUUUGACCUCGCUCUAUCAUUUCAUUCUUUUCCUUCAUUUUCACUCGUUCGCACUGGCUCUCGUUCGUAUCCUCAGAAAUGCAACCAUAUCCACCGAAAGAGUCCUAGUUUCCACUUCUUCCCACCGACAAAAGGCUCCACUCAGUCCUGUCCAUCUAAGGCUUCGCGAUUUUUGCAGCAGGCCGUCAUGUUCGCGACGGGCGUUAUACCAUUCUCAGGCAAAGGUGCUUGUGGAGACGGAGGAUUUCCUGGCGAGCUACAAGCACCCUGAGCCUGAGCCGCCCCCCAGGGAAGAUCCAAAGCCUAUACGACCGCGGUUUGAUUGGCGGCUACGCGCCAUAUCGAGGGAGAAGGUUGCCAAGCAACGAAAACACAAGAGACGGAUACCGCCUCAGAUGACGAGCCUGCUAGAGCAUGAACCGUAUUAUCAUACAGUCCUCAGGUAUAGCGAGAAUUUCAACAGUCUCCUCGACCAAGAGAUCGCGGCGGAAGAGGCAGUCCUUCACCAGCGGCUGUCUACCUGGUCCACGGAGCGGCUUACCGAGGAGGGGUAUUGCCUUACGGAUAUGACUGCCUUUUGGCUCGAGGAGAAACACUUUGGGAGACGGACGGCGACGUUUACGCGUGGGCCUGGCGUAGAGUUGCCUGAGAACCGGUUCGAGAGCGGUACACAGGUUCUCGUAUCUCGUAUUGCUCCGCUGGAUACCGUUCCCGCGAAAGGCUCGCUCAUUUCACGUACACCGUUGCAGCUCAAGGUGUCCUUUCCUGAUGACGCGGUGUUUGAUGAUCCCGAGCUUGAGGGCGCCUGGCGGCUGGACGUGGGCCACUCGUCGCUUGUGCAUAAUCGUAUGCGUGAAGCUAUCGGCCACCUGCAUCGGCAUGUCAAGUCGCAGGAAGCGGUGAUGGCGACUGAUCGAGAGGAGAUACUCAAUGGGACGCAUUUGAGGGAUGUGAUACUGCGUGGGUAUGACGGAGGAGAUAUAGAAGAGAAUGUUGACACGGGCGGGAUGUUCAAGGAUGAUCAGUUCAUAUAUAGCUGGGCGAAGAGGUAUAUGCGGCCGAAUCCUGUGGUUGUAGAGGGUGAUCCGGUUAUUGAUGGUUUGAAUGCGACGCAGGUCAGGGCUAUGGCGCAGAUGAUUGGAGAGCGCUUUAGUUUGGUGCAAGGGCCUCCUGGGACAGGCAAGACAAAGACAAUUAUCGAAACGAUUAAACUGCUCAAGGUCCAUUUCGAGACCCCGCAACCUAUUCUGGUGUGUACGUACACCAACGUCGCUGUGGAUAACCUCGUCGAAGGGUUUGUCGCUGCUGGAGUCAAUCCUAUCCGGGUUGCGUUUGGCGGCAAGACGCGAUCUGCGAUCGAAUCGUAUACUUUCGAGUAUAAGAUGCAGAAUCAUCCUCUGUAUUCUCGGGCGGAGAAAGUCUCGGAAGACAUCAAGAUGCUGGAAGACGAGGUCAAGGAAACACAGCUCCGGGCCAAGGAAGUGGCGCAAAAGGUCAACGAUGGACGGACGGACCUCGUACAGCGGCUUGAUGGAAUGCUAAAGGCGAUCGCUAAAAAUGAGGAGCGGAUCCAGACAUUGAAGGGCAAGUUGUAUGCGCUGACGCAACAGAUGACCAAGGAUGUGCUGGGUAACGCUGAUGUGAUCUGUACGACAUGUCUGACUGCCGCAUCUCGCGUCCUCGAGGCGACGGACUUUCCUGUAGUGUUUCUAGACGAGGCGUCCAUGUCCACGGAACCAGCGUCGUUGGUUCCUCUUAUGAAAGGAUCUAGGCAUGUUGCACUGAUUGGAGAUCACAAACAACUCCCGCCGGUAAUCGUGAGUCGAUUGGGCAAGUCGAUGAAAUUAGAUAUGAGUUUGUUUGAACGGCUCAUCGUCGAGGGGAUGAUUCCGUCGAUCAUGCUGGAUAUCCAGUAUCGGAUGCAUCCGGCAAUUUCUGCGUUUCCGGCGCUAGAGUUUUAUGGGACGAGUCUGCUGGACGGGACGGUCGAUACUGGGGGGAACAUAUUGUCGCGGCUUGCUCCUCCGAAUUCGCAGCAUCUGCAAAAGGACAGGAAUGGGCAGAGACCGUCUGUUGUUUUUCUUGAUCAUGCAGGGGCAGAGUCGAGCAAGGAUCGGAGUCGGGUGAACUGGAACGAGGCUCACAUUGUGGCGAGUGUUGUUGAGGACCUGCUACUGACGAAUCCGGAACUGUCAGGGGACGAUAUUGGGAUUAUUGCACCAUACGCGGCGCAGAUAUCGUUGCUGACACGGUUGUUCAAUGUGAAUACACGAUACAAGCAGCGAUUUUCGCUUGUUCUGGGUGAGCACCGGGCGAUGCAGAUUGGGAGCAUUGAGAUCAAGACGGUGGACGGAUUCGAGGGGCGGGAGAAGGAGAUUAUCAUAUUUUCUACUGUACGGAACAAUGCGGGAGGACAUAUCGGAUUUCUUGCCGACCGAGGACGGCUGAAUGUUGGGCUUACGCGGGCGAAGAGGGGGCUGUUCAUUGUUGGAAGUAUCAGCACGCUGAGCGUUGGACGAUCGGUGAAGACAGAGAAGGAAACUGGGGCGGUUGCGUGGCGAAACUAUGCUCAGUAUCUGGUCAAGGCAGGUCGGGUGAGCCGGAUCGUGGGGGUGAAGCUUCAACAGGCGAUAUAUGGACAUUUGCGGGCAGCUCGACGGGAGCCGGUGUUGGUUGACAGUGGCGAGCCACUGAAACGCGGAUCUGAAUAAAUUGAAUAAAUUAUAUAUAUGCACAUAUUUUUUUUUUUUUU
This is a messenger RNA of Guyanagaster necrorhizus, 2759 nucleotides long. RefSeq names its product P-loop containing nucleoside triphosphate hydrolase protein. Gene Ontology annotation, biological process: nuclear-transcribed mRNA catabolic process, nonsense-mediated decay. Bases 403 to 2718 code for a protein of 771 amino acids. Lineage: Eukaryota; Fungi; Basidiomycota; Agaricomycetes; Agaricales; Physalacriaceae. The record is from RefSeq and is a predicted model, not a curated record. Gene Ontology annotation, molecular function: RNA helicase activity. Gene Ontology annotation, cellular component: cytoplasm. The transcript has 8 exons.